[Torrubiella] hemipterigena is the source of this 912-nucleotide messenger RNA. The record is from the annotation of a GenBank genome assembly. Lineage: Eukaryota; Fungi; Ascomycota; Sordariomycetes; Hypocreales; Clavicipitaceae.
AUGGAAUUUUCCUCCCAAUAUAUUAUUAUUAACUCUAUCAUCACUCGGUGUUUGAUUCGCUUCGUGCUUGCGCAGUUUUUGAGCCUGGGCCUGUGUGCUCCUCAUGAUUCCGUAUUUGCUAUUAACCCAACCGACGAAGCCGACCCCUACUUUGACUCGGCCAACUCCACAUUCACUGCCAGCUUCCGUGGCGGCAAGGCUGUGUCUGUCAAGGACUAUCCGUUCAUUAUUGCUGGUCUCCGCGAAGGCGGUCCUCGCCCCAAGGGCCAAGCCUGCACUGGCUCUGUCAUUGCACCACGGAAAAUCCUCAUUGCAGCUCAUUGCACAGAGCCGUCCGGCCACAAAACCUUUGUCUAUGGCCAUGAUGACUUGAACAAGGGUGAAUUGAAAAAGAUCGAAGUGGUCAGCUACAAAAUGCACCCCAAGUACAGGGUUGGCGAGUUUCUAAAAGGAUGGGAUGUCGGCAUCGUUACGACAGCAGAAGAUAUUCCUGUCCCAGGCGGCCAGUAUGCCAAGUUUGCAACGUCCGCCGAUAAGGGUAUUGCAAAGCCAGGCAAGAAGGCUUUCGCUCUGGGCGAUGGUCGAAAGACCCCCGACGAUAACUCAAACGGCGAGUUGCAUCGCGGCGAGCUUCCCAUCGAGGCCCCUGCGAUUAGACUGGGCAGGGGCUCAAAUUGCUUCCCGAGUCCAUGGUAUGCAGCGGUACUUCUAAUGGUCAACCUUGCCAAAUUUUACCGGGGGAUUCGGGUGGUCCUCUUAUUGUUGACGGAGUCAUCGUUGGCGUUGGGUCAGAGUACAUUCGACUGGUACAGCAUCUAUGGUAGAUUAGAUGGUGAGGCGGGAGAUUGGAUAGCAGAAGAGGUGAGGAAGGACAAAUAAUAUCCCAAUAGUUGCUGCGUACGCUGCACAUAC